GUGCUCGCCCGAGAAGAAGCAAGUGCAAUUUUCUCUUCAUUUGUGUGUGAUAUUUCGUGUACAAACUACAAACAUUUUUGACACAUAUUUAGGAUUCAUUUCGACUCUGGGAUAUUUCCGUUGUCAAAUGGAAUAGGAAGACAGGUCGUUUCAGCAAAACUGAGUUGCAGUGAAGACGAAAUCGGUGAUUCAGGCAGAGUUUUCCCGUCGUUGUAGUCGUUUGGUCCUGUAGGAUCUGUGAGGUUGUACACUCAUGUAUAUGCGUACAGUUGCGACGAAGGAUUAACCCGAAGUAUCAUCAAGGUGUUUCGUAGAGAUCAGCACCUUUCGCUCAUACUUAGCGUUAAACAGAAAUAGUGAAAAAAUAGAAACACUUAAUCCUCAACGCCAAGUAAUAUGUCGGAUAUACGACGACGUCGAAAGUCCAAUCAGUCGUCCGACGAUCUCUCGGACUCGUGUGAGGAAUUGAACGUAACAAAGGAGACUCAGAGUAGCGAACAAACUGAUGGACACCAGGAUUCUGAGUGUGAUAUUUAUGAAAGUGAUUCUGAUGCUGAAUCACAAGAUGGAGGAGAACAACGAGAAAGUGGUGAUGGUCAAGAAGAAGAAAAGCCACAAAAGAAGUUGGAUGAUGAUGAGGACAGACGUAAUCCACAGUAUAUUCCAAAGCGUGGAACAUUUUAUGAACAUGAUGAUCGUACAACUGAUGAGAUAACUGACAAUAACCCAGAGACCCAAACUAGUGUGAAAGAGACUAAGGAGAAGAAAGUAUGGAAGGAUAAGGGAGAUAGAUGGGAUCAUGAUCGAUACAAUGACGAAGAACAAGCUCCAAAAAAGCCUGAAGAGUUAAUAGCAACAUAUGGUUAUGACAUAAGAAAUGAAGAAGGACCACCUAGAGCUAGGAGGAGAAGAAGAUAUGGUCGUGGGCCUAAUAAGUAUACAAGAAAUUGGGAAGAUGAGGAUGCCUAUGGAAAAACUGGUAAUACUCCUGGUAGAGUAAAUAAUAGGCGCUUCCAUAAAAAUAAUGAAGAUUUUCCUACUCUUGGUUCUAGUAAAAAUGCUCCAAGUAAAGUAGAAGAACCUGUAAUUUCAUCGGCUUGGUAUAGUAGUAAAAAUAAAACUCAAAACAAGGUACAAAAUUUUCCACCUCUUCAAUCCCAGCAAGAUAAUACAAAAUCUAAGACUUCUACUGUUUCCAACACAUCCACGAAUGACAACAAAGCGCCAAAUGGAUCUACUAAUACAGCAUGGAAGAAAGAUGGUAAAAUUUUGGUCCAAAAUCAAAAUGCAAAUGGAAGUAACGGAUCUGGUGGUGAUGCGGAAAAAUUAGCCAGUAACAAAGUAUCGCCAAGGGAAAAUAAUAAGAGAAAUGCCCAAGAGUCCGUAAGCUUAGCCGCGAGUAGGACACGUGGUAGAGGUUUCAAAUCUAAUGCCAAUAACAAUAUGGUCACUAACAGAAUAGUCGAGAAUAAAUCGAAAGGCCGUGGUUCUGGUCCAGUUGCUAUUGAGAAUAGAAGGAACAAUACUGCACAGCUCAAUGAUGAGCACCAACUUGUUCAUGAUAUGAAACAACUUAAUGUUAAUGAUAGUACUCAAUAUCAUCAGACUGCAAGACACAACAAAGGCUUCUUCGCGUCCUCCAAUCAGCACAGAUCAAACGCAGUACCACCUAGAAUGCAGCAGCAACAGUCGCACCAGCAACAAACGCAUUCGCAACAACAGACCAUACAGCAGCAACAAGAUGGUUCUGGAAACAGACCUAAACGAUACUCGAGUCAGCGUCAGCGAACCACCAUUUCGGAAACUUCAGGCCAGCAAAAUUAUCAAUCUCAACAUGGACAGCAUGGAUAUUUUCCACCUCAAGCUGGAAAUUCAAGAGCUGUUCUAGAAUCUCAAGGCUACCCGCAAGGACAUUUUGAGCAAUCUUCCGCAGUUGCUCCAGCCACAACAGCCAUGGCAGGGCAACCUGUUAUUUCUUUACCGCCUAGCGGACAACCUGCUGGUUAUCCGCCACCAGCAUAUUUAGUACCAUCACCUCAAUUUAUUCCUCCUCAAACCGCACCUCCUAGUAUAAUUAAUUAUGUUCCCGGCCCAAAUGGUCCAACAUUCCCGCCGAAUUUUCAAGGUUACCAAGGAUAUAAUCCUUCGGUACAGCCUCAAGGACCACCACCGCCCCAAGAAUUGUUUCAACCACAAGGAUGUACUUAUUAUAGUCCAGCGCAGCAACAGCAACAACAAGCGCAGACAGCUCCUAUGCGACGUCCAAAAGCGGCGAUACCUAUUCUUCCACCGCCCGAUAAUCAGCAGAGUAGCAGAGGAAGAGGUAGGAGUACUCAGCAGUAUCAACAAAAUAAUCAACCUGGUAAUACGCAACAGACUGAACAAGAAGUCAAGAUUAAUACAGUGGCAGGAAGUGACGAUAAACCCGUGCCAGGACAAUUCGACAGUGUGCAAAUCGAGCAAUCGAAUACGCCGAAAGAUCAAGAAUCUCAAAAGAUUCAAGCUUCUUUGGAUGCAGUUAGAACAGUGAAUAUCGACGAGAUCGUAGACAAAAAUAUCAAUGUCGAUACUCAUAUAAUGCUUGACGCAUCAUCUGUUAAAAAAGAUAACCUAGAUGACAGUGUCAGUGUGAAAACAUUGCUGGAGACAACUUCCAAUGAAAAAGAUGCUGUUUCACACAAUCCAGCUAUAUUAGCUACUACCACCACCACCACGGAGACUGAACACGAAUUAAGUAACAUUGAAUCCGCGAUUACCGAAAAUACCAUUGUCGAAAAAGCGGCAGCCUAAGAAAAAGUGUAAUUAUUAUAUGCACUUUAUAUUUAUACGCUACCGUCGUUUUCCCAUUGACUUAUCGCAAAUUGCAAACAUUUAUAUAAAAUGGGACUUGACUGUUCGCAAUGUGUAGGGGGAUAUUGCUUCGAAUGCAUCUGGUUCAUUCAUAUAUCCGCAUUCGUAUAUUUACUCUCGCAAUUGCUCUGUGCAUGCAAUUGUUUGCUAUAGAGAUAUCAGGGACUCGGAAUAAUUAAUCGCUCUAUUCGCAUGUUUCAUUCGGGAGUGCGAUAACACGAUAUCUUACGAUCGACUAAAAUGUCGAAUCUUAAAAUGAUGCUUUUUAUCGCAACCGUGCAUUAAACUAAUUAGGUGUCUGACGUGCGUGUAUAUUGCGACUUAUAACUUUAGGAAACCUGAUCUGCCACUGCAGCCACGUUAGCUAUUUAUUUUAAGAUAAACUUGAGAUAGAUAGAUUUUACGUAGACUAGCUAAACAUUGUAUUUAAUUAAUAUCUCUGCAUGCUAUUUGUUACAAUUAAUUCGCAGUACGGGCUUUACGAGAUAUGUGACAAAAUGUAUCUUUGACAUUUUAUAUGAGACUAAAAUUGCUCAUUGAGAAAUCACUCUUCUUUUGGUUUAUCAUUGAACAAAUGGCUGCAAAAUUGGGUCAGUUAUUCUAUAUUUUUGCUUGAAGCGGAACGCGUAUAGAUUAUGUGAAAAUAUGAAAGAUUAUAUUAUUAUUAUUAUUAUUAAGAAUUUUAUAUAAUCAAUUAUAUAAUAAACAGAGGACUUCAGUAUAAUUGAAGAAAAGCUUAUGCGAUAUCACGUUCAAUGGCAUCGUCCAGUAAUCCAGCACGACAGUGACCUAUCGAAGAAACCUUAAAAAAGACGUCUUCACACAAUUAAUUAAAAUAAAAUGUUUUCAAAAAAUUGAUAUCCAAACAAUUCUAUUCGAUGCAAAUAAUAACGUCUAGAUAGAAAUCUCGUAAAGUUGAUGUUAUUAUUGCCUUGUAUUGAGUAAUGACGAUUUUUUUUUUAUAAGCAGAGUUUACUAUAGCUGGUCGCACUGUUUAGCGGAAAUCAUUAUUGUGUACUAAUAAUGUAAUAUACUCGGCAGCUACGUGGCCGCCAUGACUGCGAGACACGAUAUAACUAAUAACUCUACAUACUUUUUCAAUGUUACAACUACUUACAGUGCAGAAAUGUUUGUAGUUAUAAUAUUAAUGAAAUAUAUAUUUCAUUGAAUAACGUAAAUGUGCAUAUAUCUUUAUACGUGUUUAUGAAUAAUUUUCUGUACGCGAUUAAAAGGUAACAAAAGUAAAAAAGUAUCUAAUAAUAUGUCUGUUAAUCUCUCUUUCUCUCUCUCUCUCUCUUUCUCUAAUAAUAAUAUGUCUGUUCUUUCCACCUGCGCGUUUUGUACACAUUUCUGCACUACUUUUUUCUCAUUUGUACUUGCGUAGAGAUAAAAGUACGUUAGUGUCAUCUUAACGAAAGAAAACGUAGGGGAGUACAGCUGGAAUGAACAGAUCUAAUGUUUAUUUACUACUUAAUUUUCUUUUGUAUUAUAAAUAUUUUAUGAGAUAUUUUGCAUUAUAUAUUUACAUAUUUUAAGAUCUAUUCAAUACAAACUGGCUAUUAGUCGCAAACAAUAUACAUUGCUUUUUUCAAGCUGUCUAAACUACGUAUCUCUAAGUUCUGGAUAGUAAAGUCUUUAAUCAUAGAAAUAAUAUGUUAUUUUCAAACGUAUAUAUUAAAAUUUGCGAGAAAACGCGUCCAGAUGCGUCCAGAAGCGAUCGAUUAAUUUUCUUUUCAACUCAUCCUAGAAUCAUUAUAGCUAGGAAUAUAAUAAUGGCAAAGUUGUACACACAUACAAAGCCUUAAAAACCAAAUUCUAUAAAAUGGAUAGAGCUUUCAACAUGAAAUUUAUAAGGUGAACU
Messenger RNA from Odontomachus brunneus, 4711 nucleotides. RefSeq names its product protein CASC3-like (gene btz). The coding region runs from base 397 to 2790 and encodes 797 amino acids. Gene Ontology annotation, cellular component: exon-exon junction complex. The transcript has 10 exons. Gene Ontology annotation, biological process: mRNA processing. NCBI's taxonomy places the organism in Eukaryota, Metazoa, Arthropoda, Insecta, Hymenoptera, Formicidae. Gene Ontology annotation, molecular function: mRNA binding. The record is from RefSeq and is a predicted model, not a curated record.